Messenger RNA from Gastrolobium bilobum, 2504 nucleotides. RefSeq lists its product as uncharacterized. NCBI's taxonomy places the organism in Eukaryota, Viridiplantae, Streptophyta, Magnoliopsida, Fabales, Fabaceae. Bases 1 to 1866 code for a protein of 621 amino acids. The record is from RefSeq and is a predicted model, not a curated record. The transcript has 11 exons.
AUGGAGUAUUUAGCCUGCAGAGAUUUUGUAAGAAGAAAGAUACCCUUUUAUUUUAUCCUUAUUAUAGGGUUAGCACUUAGCAGUGCUGGCAUAGUGAGUAGUUGUACUGGUGCUACUGCAUUCGGCAUCCAUCGAUCAUUUCACCCAAACCAACUCUGCAAACAACAUUCUAGAAAUCGGCGUAGAUUGCAGCAUCCGAUUGUGAAGAGAAUGUGGUCUUCUUCUACUUCCUCCUCUUCCUUCUUCCUCAACACACCUUCUCUUUCACCUCGCUUCAACUUCAGCCAUACUCCAACCUCUUUCUUCAUUCCUCGCCCCCAUCUCUCCGCUUCCCUCUCCCACACCUCCUGGGCCCACAAUCCCUCCGAUGAUUUCGGCGGUUGGGCCCUUCUCGACUCUCCGGCCCGGCCCACUACCACCAACAAAGCAUUUCCUUCGUUUGUUGUAGUGAGCGUUGGUACUUCGCUGGCUCUUCUCGCCGCUCUCUUUGCUAGCUUCUCCCUAUCAAGGAAUGGUUUUAAGAUUCAAUUCACAAGUCCAUUGCAAGGAAUAUGGAACCCUAUUAAAACUCAUGAUGAUCAAGACAGGGCUGGUGCAGAGUUUGACGCUUCUAAUGGGAGCAAGUCGACGUACGAAGCCAUACCUUUUUCAAUUACAACGGAAACUGUUACAUCUGCUAUAGAAAAGCCGGAACAUGUUACAAUCCCAGUUUCUGUGGAUUCUACACAAGAAGAAGCAUUGUCGGUCUUGAAGACACUGAAGAUAAUUGAAGAUAACGCGGAAGCUACUGAAUUGUGUACCAGAAGAGAAUUUGCUAGAUGGCUAGUUAAAUUAAAUUCUUCUUUGGAAAGGAGUCCUAAACACAGGAUUGCUCCAAUAGUAUCACUUUCUGGAUCUUUAGUUACUGCAUUUGAUGAUAUCAUUGUUGAAGACCCAGAUUUUAGAUCCAUUCAAGUCUUAGCAGAAGCUGGUGUAAUCCCCAGCAAAUUAUGUUGGAAGAAUAGUUCCAAUUACGAUGGAUCUGAUGGUCAAGAAAACAUAAAUUUUUUUCCUGAUAGAUUCAUCUCACGACAAGAUCUAAUGGACUGGAGAGCUCAGCUGGAGUAUGAAUUUUUCUCUGGAGUAAUUGAUCAGAUAUCAAUUAAAAAGGCGGGUUAUAUGGAUGUGAAAGAGAUCACUUCUCCAGCAGUUUAUGUGGACAUGCUGGCAGGGGAUAGGAGUAUACUCAGAAAAGUUUUUGGACAGAGCAAACGAUUUCAGCCCAACAAACCUUCAACAAAAGCACAAGCAGCAGUGGCUCUGACAAGUGGCAGAAUGAAGGAAGCAAUAUCUGCUGAAUUGUCAAGAGUAGAAGCUGAGAAUUCUGCCAGGGAAGCCGAGGCAGAAGAGAUCAGGUCUGAGUUGCUUAGCCAAGGAGACAUAGAGAGGUUUUGGGAUGAGAAGCUGAGGGAAGAGAAAAGUCAUGGUUUUGAUGUACAGAGGAUUUAUCUCAAUGCAGUAAGCAAGUUGGAAGAAGAGAAGAUCAAUCAAGAUAAGAUAUAUGCUAAGUAUUUAAAAGAAAAGGCAGCAAUGGAUUGUCAGAAGCAGCUUCUGCUUAGUUUAAAGAAAGAAGUUGAUGAGAUAUCAGAAAAGCUUGCAUCAGAGAGAGUCAUAUUUGUAGAUGAAAAGUAUAUUGUACAGAAGUUGCUCAGAGAUCUGGAGUCCAAGCACGAAGAAAUGCUUGACACCAAAUCCACACUGGAAGCUGAGAAAGAAGCUCUUCAGAUUCUUAGAUCGUGGGUGGAGGACGAGGCAAGAAGAAGCCAAGCUCGGGCAGCCGUUCUUGAAGAGGUAGGGCGAAGGUGGAAAUGGGAUGAUCAAUCUUGAAUGAGGGGCACGUCCUAUAAAUGUAAAGUACUAUAUUUUAGUUACUAAAAAACAGAAAUUCUUUAGGCUAUCAUGCUGUGUUUGGUAUGGUCUUUUGGAGGAGAAAGGAAAGGAUUGAGGCAGAUAAUGAGCCUCAUUCGUCGUUUGGCAUACAAAUUCAAAGGGGUGAGUUGAGUGGGGGUGAGUUUCCGUAGGCCCCAUAGAUUUUCCAUCCCUCUCUUGUGGGAUGGAUUAGGAGGGAGGGAAGAGGGCUUGCAGCAAAUUUCGUCUUUAUCUUUUCGAAGUUGUACGUUGUUCCUGUUUAACUAUCUUAAGUUUUGGAAGCUUUAAGAAAUUCCCUUUUAGAUAAAAUGUCAUACUAGCUUAUCACUGGUGACAGAUUCCGCUUUGUAAGUGGAAUAAUUCCAAACGCUGGAUAACAUUGUGAAGCCUAGUUGGCUUAUCCCUUUUCAGGAAAGCCUAGUUCUAUAGAGUCUUGCAUUUUUUUUUUUUUUUUGGUAAGCAGUCUUGGUUUUUUUUUGCCCCCCCCCCCCCCCCCCCACAAUAGUUACAUUGUGAUCAAUAAGAUGAAGUUUAAUCUGUUCUCUGUUUUUCUUAAUGCUUUCACCAGGUAGAAAUAAAUUGUAUACAAACUUAAU